GGAACCGCUGGCUGCGUCCUCGCUGCCCGUCUCUCUGAGGACCCGAGCUUACGCGUCCUAUUGAUAGAAGAUGGGGGAAGUGGAAAAGGAGUACCAGAAUCCAGGAUUCCCUCUGCCUUUACCAAACUCUGGCAUAGUCAAUAUGACUACGACCUUCUAACCGAGCCCCAGGAAAAUGCGGCGGGGCGCAAAAUAUUCUGGCCGAGAGGUGAGAUAUCCGACCGCUCUUCCAUCAAUGCUCAAAUGGCGCAAUACGGUGCACCGUCCGACUUUGAUGAAUGGGCUCGGAUCAUUGGCGACGACUCGUGGUCGUGGAAUAAUUUUAACAAGUAUUUCCGCAAGUUUGAAGACUUCACACCUAACUCGAGUUAUCCGCACAUAAAUGCAUCUAAUCGAGGGAAAGGCGGGCCUGUGAGCAUCGGAUACAACUCGUACACUUUCGCGGGGAGCCCCUUGUUCGUGAAGGCGGCCAUGAACGUUGGCAUACCGUUCAGCGGUGACUUUGGUCUCGAGACGAGCAUGAAAGGUACCAAUAUGGUAAUGACAUACGUUGAUUCUCACUCAGAGCGAGUGUCAACGGAGACGGCUUAUCUCACCGACAAGGUUCUCGCCCGUCCCAACCUAAGCGUCUUAACGCGUCAUCGUGUCACCAAACUCCUAUUUGAACGGGUUGCUGAUGGAACGCCUUGUGCAACUGGCGUCGAAUUCGUGCGAGUAGCUGAUGGGACCAACGGAAAGAAGUGGAGAGUCAAGUCACGCAAAGAAGUCAUCGUAUCAGCUGGCGCUGUGCACUCACCACAAAUCCUUAUGCUUUCCGGAAUUGGUGCCGCAGAGCACCUUGCCGAGCACAACAUUCCCUUAGUUCACGACCUCCGUGGAGUUGGCAUGCAUCUUACGGACCACACAGUGGUUCACCAUCGGUUUGCAGAUAAGAAAAAGGUCACCUUCAACUUUGGCGAACCCUACGAUGUUUCCACGUACGCCAACUUUUUCAUGGCGGCGUUGAGGUAUCAGCUUUUUGGCACCGGACCGUUCGCUUCAAAUGUCAGCGAAGCAGUGAUAUUCGUUCGCUCGGACGAUCAGUCACUCUUCCCUAAAGCCGAGUGGCAGAGUUCGAUCGAGGAUGCAAAUUCAGGUCCGGACAGCCUGGAUAUCGAGCUGCUCAUCUUCCCCGUUCUGGUAAAUACAGAUGAAACGUUUCACAUCAAGCGAGGCGCAUAUGGGUACAUGAUUGUUGCCACAAACCUUCGUCCAACCAGCAGAGGCACGAUCCGGCUCAAAAGUUCAGACCCGUUCGAUAAUCCACUCAUGGACCCAAACUACCUUGCGACGAAACACGCCGUCGACGUGCACGUUCGCACUGCACACCUCACGCACAAGAUUGCCCAUACAGCCCCGAUGACGGAGAUGACGGACACAGACUGCCAAGAUCGCACGUUCGACCACCAUAUUGUCGCCCUACCAAACGAAGAUCUCGAGCAGUUUAUUCGAGGUCGCAUCCAGACGCUAUAUCACCCCUCGUGCACGUGCCGCAUGGCGCCACUUGAUGAAGGCGGUGUAGUUGACAAAGACCUGAAUGUUUACGGGGUGAAGGGUUUGAGGGUGUGCGAUGCAAGCGUGUUUCCUGAGCUCAUUUCGGGUCACUCGGUACGUCCUAACGUUCACUAUGAACUUAAUCACACUGAAGAGAUGCUGGUAUGUAGGCCGGUGCCGUAA
This is a messenger RNA of Coniophora puteana RWD-64-598 SS2, 1716 nucleotides long. Its product is annotated as alcohol oxidase. The annotation marks the transcript as partial. The record is from RefSeq and is a predicted model, not a curated record. Gene Ontology annotation, molecular function: oxidoreductase activity, acting on CH-OH group of donors; flavin adenine dinucleotide binding. The transcript has 8 exons. NCBI's taxonomy places the organism in Eukaryota, Fungi, Basidiomycota, Agaricomycetes, Boletales, Coniophoraceae.